AUAGAUAUACACAAAAUAUUGUUGGUCCGAUAGCUAAGGAACACACCUUCGUGUCGAAGAUUUUGAGUAUUUGUGGAAAUUAAAUUCCAUUAAUUGAAUCAUGGUAAUUCAAGAAAAAAAUUCAGACUCCAUUAGCGAAAAUGUUGAAAGUGUGGAUCCAUCCAAACAACAAGAGCGUAAACCUUAUUCUCUCGAAAUUUUGAAAACCAUUAAGGAAGCCCAACAACAGCACGGUCUUCGCCAUGGCGAUUAUCAACGCUACCGGGGCUAUUGCUCUAGACGUUUACGCCGUCUCAGGAAAGUUCUCAAAGUGCCGCAGGGUGAUCGUCGUCAUUUCAAAAAACGAGACGUCACCACUGCUAUGGUUAUUGACGACAAAUUCCUACAAAUCCCUUUGACCAUGGCUGAGCGUGCUUGGAGCUACGCCAUGCAGUUGCGCAUCGAAUGCAACACUGAGCCAAGAAAAAAAUUUCAUCUUGUCGCUCGACUCAGAAAAGCUGCAACUUAUGCAUUACAAUUGCAGGAAUUGAUUGAAAAUGUCCAUUGUGAUGCACGAACAAAACUGGAAGCACAGGCUUACGUAGCUUGGAUGCAAGGGUCAUUGCAGUUCGAGUUGCAGUUAUGGAAGGAAGCGAUGGCAAAUUUGAAAAAGGCACAAGUGGUUUAUGGUGAAUUGGCAGCGGCGUUACCAGAAUUAGAGCAAAUAGUUUACAAAGCUCGGGUUGAGGAAUUGUCUCCAAGUUUGAGAUACUGCGCAUACAACGUAGGAGACACAUCAGCAAUUGAGGAUUUGAUGCAGAUGAGAGGUCAGUUGAGCGGGGAACUGCUGGCAAAUUUGGACUCUCUGAUAGCUCAAACUCGUGAGAAGCAGAAUAACGCAGAAGAGAUAACUUGGCGAGGAAAAGCUUGCGGAAUGCUGCCACCUCGUGCAGCUGGUUUACUGAUAGCGGAUUCGCAAUUGAACCAAACCCUCUCGAAAGCUACAACAACUCAAGCGAAGAUCGAUCUUCUGGAGGCUCAUUUGAUCGAUUGCAAAGAUGUGAUUGGAACCGUACGAGAAUCAUUCAAGGGAGAGUUGAAGAAUCGUGACGGUGAGAAAGCCUCGUCGAUUCAGCAUCUCAUUGCUUAUUUGCAGUACAUUAGACUGUCGAGAACUCUCGAGCGUAAUUUGGCGCUGGUGGACAUUGCCGAGAAAUCGGAAAAAGCAAAACCCCAAGAUAUUGUUCGUUUGUACGAGGCAGCUUUACACAAUUUAGUGGAAAUGUCACAGCUGCAGGACGACGAAGCUUUUCUUCAAGAACACGAGGCAAGGACCAAAGGCUAUCGUGCUUUCCGGUGCUUUUACAUGGCUCAGUCCCUCGCCAAUUUACAUCGUUGGCGUGAAGCAAUGGCGCUUUAUCAAAGGUCCCUUCAUCACGUUAAGGAUGCCCUCAAAAAUCCUUUCCUCUUGCCCGAUGGGCUCAAACAUGACCUUGCAAAAUUAGAAUCUUCGAUCGAAGGCGCUCAAUAUGCUGUCCAUGCUCAUAGUGUUCUCGAAGAAGGUCAAGAAGAUGAAUCCGGCAACAUUAAACAAACGAAAAGCAAAAAACCUUUGGCUGAACGCCUUCACGAAUAUCGCGAAGAUCCUUCACUCGUUACGAAACAACCGAAUGUUUACAACCUCCCACCACCCAUGCAAAGCAUUCCCUGCAAACCUCUUUUCUUCGAUCUCGCGUUUAACAUGGUUGAAUUUCCUGAUCUUACCGACAAAAUUGGUAAUCAAGGAAAAGCGGCCAGCCAAGCAGGUCUUACAGGAUUCGUCAAAGGUUUAUGGGGCUGGGGCAAUAAGUAAAGUUUAUUUACACUCAUUUCAAAUAUCUGGGAUCCUCUUUGUACCACUGUAAUAACGGAUAUUUACGAAAUACAUGAAAUUACACGGGAAUGAAA
Molecule: messenger RNA, 1926 nt
Organism: Venturia canescens
Lineage: Eukaryota; Metazoa; Arthropoda; Insecta; Hymenoptera; Ichneumonidae
Gene: Srp68
Product: signal recognition particle 68
Exons: 3
Coding region: 101-1831 (576 amino acids)
Biological process (GO): SRP-dependent cotranslational protein targeting to membrane
Cellular component (GO): signal recognition particle, endoplasmic reticulum targeting
Molecular function (GO): 7S RNA binding; endoplasmic reticulum signal sequence receptor activity; signal recognition particle binding
Source: RefSeq, a predicted model, not a curated record